Messenger RNA from Fusarium redolens, 1287 nucleotides. Its product is annotated as FMN-dependent dehydrogenase. The record is from RefSeq and is a predicted model, not a curated record. Gene Ontology annotation, molecular function: FMN binding; oxidoreductase activity. Lineage: Eukaryota; Fungi; Ascomycota; Sordariomycetes; Hypocreales; Nectriaceae. The transcript has a single exon. The coding region runs from base 1 to 1287 and encodes 428 amino acids.
AUGGCUUCACCAAGCGCUGACGUCCUCGGUUACGAGAAAUCCAUUUUCGACGCAGGUCUUCAUUUUGCUCGUCCUGCAUUUACUUUUCAGACUUCGCAAUGGGAGCCUUUGGCUAAAGAGACUCUCUCGGCAACUUCUUGGGGGUACAUUCAUGGGAAUUGUGGCAGCGGCUCAACUUACAGGAACAACUUGACUGCUUUCUCUCGCUGGUCAAUCGUUCCGAAUCGCCUUGUGCCUAGCCGCAAGGACAAGAAUGGUAAUGAGCAGUUCGCUGAUACUUCUACGACUGUUCUCGGCCAGAAGCUUCCAUUCCCGCUGGCUAUUGCACCUAUUGGAGUUCAGAAGAUCUUCAACCCUGAAGGAGAAGCCGCUACUGCUAGGGCCGCUGCAUCGCUUGGAGUUCCAUAUACUCUGAGCACAGCUUCGAGCACCAGUAUCGAAGAUGUUGCAGCAGAGAAUGGCAAAGGCUCACCUCGCUGGUUUCAGCUUUACUGGCCAAGCCGCGAACACGACGACAUCACCAUCUCGAUGCUCAACCGCGCCAAAGCAUCCGGCUACACGGCCCUUUUCGUCACCCUUGACACUUACGUCCUCGGCUGGCGUCCUAGUGACUUGGACAACGGCUAUAACCCAUUCAUCCACCCAGACCAUAUUGGCGUUGAAAUCGGUCUGACAGAUCCUGUUUUCCAAAAGCAGUUCAAGGAAAAGCACGGUUAUGAUAUCACCGAUGCAGCCAGUGGAGUCUAUCAGGCCGCUCAAGGCGGAUCAGCUGGCGCUAGCCUUGGUGACGCGGCAAGAGAGUGGGCCAAGAUUGUUUUCCCAGGCCAUUCCCAUUCAUGGGAAGACGUUGAGUUCUUGAAGAAGCACUGGGACGGUCCUAUUGUUCUCAAAGGAAUCCAGAGUGUUCACGAUGCCAAGAAGUGCGUUGAGGUCGGUGUUCAGGGAAUCGUGGUGAGCAACCACGGUGGUCGCCAACAAGAUGGCGGAGCAAGCAGUCUGGGUAUGCUUCCACGUAUUGUCGACGCUGUUGGGGAUAAGCUUGAUAUCUUCUUCGACAGUGGUAUCAGAUGUGGUGCUGAUAUCAUGAAGGCUCUUGCUUUGGGGGCGAAGUGCGUUCUUGUUGGAAGGCCUUAUGCUUAUGGGUUGGCGUUGGGUGGUGAGGAUGGUGUGAGACAUGUUUUGAGGGCGCUGUGUGGUGAUUUGACUAUGAAUAUGCAUUUGGCUGGACUGAGGGAUAUUAGUGAGGUGAAUCGGGAUGUUUUGGUGAAGGAGAGUGAUCUUGUGUAA